CCUCCCUCCCUCCUGUUCCGUCUCUCUCAAAAAACAAAGAUCCCUCUCUUCCUGCGCAGACUGCAAGAACUGAACGCCGAAUCGGAUAAUCGCAUAUCACUCUCUCUUCAUGAAGACUGUAUGUAAACCUUGAUAUCCAUCCAAUCCAUCGAUCUCUCCAAUCAUUAUUAUUAUUCCUUCUCCUCGUGUGUUUAUUCGCACAUGGAGGAUAUUUUUCAUGGAUUCAUUCACCUAGUUAACAAGCCAACAAUCAUCGAAACAUUUGUCGACAUUUUGCUAUGCGCCGUUCCAAUUUGGCUCGCUGUCAUGAUCGGUCUCCUCAUAGGCUGGUCAUGGCGUCCUCGAUGGACAGGACUUGUUUAUCUAGGGUUCCGUUCCAAACUCCGUUUCGUUUGGACGGCACCGCCUGGUUUUGGCGCCAGGAGACUCUGGCUCGCAUUUACUGCUCUUUCAGCAUUCUCUGUUGCCAGGACCCUAUGGUCUAGGUUUAAUAAGAAAGAAAUGAUGGAUUCGCUCACACCGUUGACGGUUGGAUCUGGAGCUGUUUCGCCGACGGCCAAUUCGUCUUCUUCAUCACUUGCGUCGUUUGAGGGAACGGACGAUGAUAGCAAGAUCUACUCUGAAAUAUCUUCGAUAGAGGAUGCUGUUACAUCAAAGGAUGUGGAACACCUUAUGCACCUGCUUGAUGGCAAGGAUGGAGAAACUGCUUGGCAAAGUAUCAUGAAACAUUCCACCUCAAACCUGGCUUAUCAAGCAUGGCGCCAUGAGUCCGAGACUGGCCCCAUUAUCUACCGGAGCAGAACUGUAUUCGAAGAUGCAACCCCAGAGAUGGUUAGAGAUUUCUUCUGGGAUGAUGAGUUUCGACCCAAAUGGGAUCCUAUGCUAGCAUACUUCAAGAUAUUAGAAGAAUGCCCUCGUACAGGGGCAAUGAUCGUUCAUUGGAUUAAAAAGUUCCCCUUUUUCUGCAGUGAUCGGGAAUAUAUCAUUGCUCGAAGAUUAUGGGAAUCUGAAAGAACCUACUAUUGUGUAUCAAAGGGAGUACCCUAUCUGCCUUUACAGAAGUGUAACAAACCCAGAAGAGUAGAUCUCUAUUUCUCGGGAUGGGUGAUUAAGUCUGUGCCAUCCCGAAAAGGAGAGGGACAAUUAUCUGCCUGUGAGGUUAGUUUAGUACACUACGAGGACAUGGGGAUCCCAAAGGACGUGGCUAAGUUGGGUGUUCGCCAUGGAAUGUGGGGAACAGUGAAGAAGAUGCACGCGAGCUUUAGGUCAUAUCAGAAUCUCCGAAAACCAGGCGCCCCUCUUUCCAGAUACGCAGUUUUAGCCAGUAUCGGAACUAAUAUUGCCUCACAAGGAGAAAGCACAUUUUUUUCUUCUGCACAAACUUCCAUUAUUGGGCAAGCAACAGAAGAGAGGGGUGGGCAUGAGCAGCAGCAAAAGAGAGACGGAGGGGAUGGUGGGGGUGGCGGCAUCGAUUGGAGAUGGGCAGUUGCUGGCGGGACUGUAGCACUUUUUUGUGGACUUAAAAUGGGAGUUCUAGGGAAGGCGUUGAUGAUUGGAGCAGGACAGAGGAUUGCUCGUAAUAAGUAAGAAUCAAUCGGAAAAAGUAAGAAUCUCCAUUAUGAUUGAUUUUUGUAUACAUAUAUGAUCGAUCCAUGAUGAUACGAUUGUUUGUAACGUAUAGUUGUUCGCCGCAAACUAAACUAGGCCAGACCGGACCAUUGAGAUGGUAAAUAUCGUUUACCCUGAAUAAGUAUUAUGGUAAAUUCUUUUGAGAAAGAUCUUAUUACAAAAAUAUAGCCACGGAUUUUAUAGUGAUGGCUGAUGGUUUUCCUAAAUGGAUUUAUUGAUACAAUUUGGAUUUUUAGUAAAUAUUUACUAUAUAAAU
Molecule: messenger RNA, 1885 nt
Organism: Impatiens glandulifera
Lineage: Eukaryota; Viridiplantae; Streptophyta; Magnoliopsida; Ericales; Balsaminaceae
Exons: 6
Coding region: 202-1587 (461 amino acids)
Molecular function (GO): lipid binding
Source: RefSeq, a predicted model, not a curated record